Messenger RNA from Psilocybe cubensis, 3192 nucleotides. RefSeq lists its product as uncharacterized. The record is from RefSeq and is a predicted model, not a curated record. The transcript is spliced from 4 exons. The coding region runs from base 1 to 3192 and encodes 1063 amino acids. NCBI's taxonomy places the organism in Eukaryota, Fungi, Basidiomycota, Agaricomycetes, Agaricales, Agrocybaceae.
AUGAACCUGAAGAGCCGUGCCCGCUCAAACUCAGGCUCAGGUCCCGCGCCCUCCCUCCGCUCAGUCAAAUCCAAAACGCUGCGCAUGUCCAUCCUGCCCUCCGUCAAAGUCAAAUUCUCUCUGCGGAAACAAGACCCGCACGAGCACGAGCCGCCUGUACACACCAAACAGCCUCUGCUCACACUCACCCUGACCUCGCGCUCCUUCCUCGACUCGCUCGUGCAGGACGCUAGCACCCACGAGGUGUUCUACAAAUUCAACACCGUCGGCACGGCUACGACUGUCCUGCGCGCGGACGCGAAGAAGGCGUUCCAUAAGACCAUCUCGAUCAAGUGGCCCCGCGCCCUCCCGACGAAGACGGGCAAGGAUUAUACGGACGGUGUGCUUAUCCAGAUGAAAAAUGCACGUUGGUACGGCGGCGAGACGCUGCUCAAGCUCGGUGCGCAUCCCAACGCCUCGCGCAGAUUCAGCAUACCCAAUUACUCGCAGCCGAUGAAGUGGAAGCGAUACGGCCAUACAUACUGGUGCACAACAGCCUCAGUCAAAGGCCCCGUCGCCACCCUAACCACCCCAAAAGGCCCCGGCCCGCUCACUUUAACAAUCUACGAAACCCUGCACGACAAAUACGACCCCGACCUGCUCUCCACCAUCAAAGGCGUCUCCAUCCUCCUCCUCGACUACCUCCUCCUCACCGCCACCCUCCUCGUCACCGACCUCCAGGAAUGGAUGCUCGUCCGCAAACCCGACGACGGUUCGUUAUCGCUAUCGUCGCUUGAGAGACACGAGCAGGGCCACGCGCCGAGUUUUGCGCCGGAUGUACCGUUUCGCUCGGAUCCCAAGUUUCGUAAGAUUUUGUAUGGAGAGCCGAUUUUUAAUAAGACGGGGAGGGCCGCGUCGCCUGUGCCGUCGUCCUCGUCGCGUGCGCGCACGAGGGAGAGGGAGAGGGAGAGACCGCGCACACCCGCCUCGCCUGAAUCAGGCAUGCCCACAUUCACACCCUACCCCGAAUCCGAAGCGUCCUCCCCGGGGCCAUCACGUACAACGACGAUGCUUCCACCCAUGACCGACUCCGACUCCGAUUCCGACUCCAACAACUCCAACUCCGACGACGAGGACGACGAGGACGAAUUCGACACGUUCUCCCUCCCGGACCCGCACCGCGCGAGCGCGCUCGCCGAGUCGUUCCAGUUCUCCGCGGAGCACCCGCCUGUCCCCCCGCUCCCGGUUCAAUACGCCAAGUCGCUCGUUGCGCGCGAGCGGGACUCUGAGCGCGACCAGGACCGCGACCGCGAACGCGAUAGGGACCAGCCCCCAACGCCCGUGUCGAGCACAUUCGUCCCGCCUUCAUAUGAUGCGAUGACGAUGACAACGACGAUGACGGCGCCGUCGAUGACGACAGAUGGGAGCGGGAGUAGUAUAAGAGGGAGUAGGAGCGCGAGUGGGAGUACGAGGGAUCGGAGUAGUAGUAUUCUACACGGCGGCGGUGGUGGUGGUGGUGGUGGCGGCGGCGGCGGGGCGAGUGUGUACUCGCAUUCGCAUUCUUAUUCCCAUUCGCACUCGCACUCGCACUCGCACGCGCAACAAGACGCAAGACAAGAAAACGCCCACACCCACACCCACACAUACCCCGAAGCACUCGACCUCAACCUCAACCUCGACCUCGAACGCGAACUCGAGCGCCCGCGCGCACUGCCCUUCGGGCGCGCGGAGAGUGUGCGGUCUGUUACGUCCACCACAUCCCGCACCGGAGCUGGAGCUGGAGGGGGUGGGGGUGGGAGGGUGAGGAGGCCGUUGCCGCGGCCGCCGCCUGUGCCUUUGUUGGCUGAUGUUACUGGUGGGGCGGGUUCUGGUUCUGGGGCGGGUGGUUCUGGGGCUGGCGCUGGGGCGUCUUCGUCUUCUACCACCGCGGCGCAGGCGCAGGCGCCCCGCCAAGCGCGCCGCGUGCAAAGUUCAAGCCAGCUCUCCACACACCCACAAACGCAAACGCAAAUACAGACGGAGCUCGUCCCACCCCUACCACAACAAAGACCGCUGCGCUCUCUACCGCCUACACCCGGUCCAGGGGCGAUGUCGAUGCCGUCUAGCCCGCUCGUCGCUUCUUCUUCCUCGGGGUACGGGUUUGGGGUUGGGUAUGAACGUGGUGGUACUAGCAUCGCGAGAUCGGCGUCUGCGUCGGUAGCGGCGUCGGUGGCGGCGUCGGUUGCUGCGUCGCCGCAGAUGCAUCUGCAGAGUUUACCCCCCAUUUCCGAUCAUGAUUAUGAGUAUGGGUAUGACUACGGUUAUGGUUAUACACACAUUUCGAAUCAUGGACAGAGCCACGCGCAUCGCCAGCAGCACCAACAGCAGCAGCAGGUGCGCGCGAAAGCAUCGCGGGACGAUAUAGCGCUUUCACGAUUUACGCAGGAACGGGAGCAGGAUCCACUUCUGGCGCACGGACACGCGUUGGGGCACGGGCUUGAGCAGGCGCAUAUAACCAGCCCCAACCUGAGCAUGAGCGCGGCGCUGGGCACGGGCGAGAGCGAGGGCGCGUUUGACGUGCCGCCGCCUGCGUAUAGCAGUAUUGUUUUUGGUAGGGGUGGUGCUGGUGGGAGUGGGGAGGGGGUGGGUGGAGGUGGGAGUGGUGAUGGUGGGAGUGGUGGUGGUGUGGGUGCGGGUGCGAGUGGGAGUCAGAGUCAGAGUGGAGGUGGAAGUGGGAGUGGGAGUGGGAGUGGAGGUCAGAGUCAGAGUGGAAGUGGGACUGGGACUGGACAUGGCGAAGCACACGGGCACGGGCAGGUGCAGGUGGAAGUGGACGGCGGCGAAGCCGGACACCAACACGAACGUGAAGAAGACGGCGACGGCGCGCAGUACGCGUACGCGUAUCCAUAUGCGUACGCGUACGAUCAUCCUCCACCGCCUCAUCAGCACCAGCAGCAACAGCUGACAACAGGCACGGGGGCGGGGACGGGGACGGGGAUGAGAUCGCAAGGCCAGGAGCUAUACGCGCUUUACACGCAGGGGCUUGCGUCGCAUUCUCAGUCGCAUGAACAUCAGCAGGAACAGCAACAAGAGCAGGCUCAGGCUCAGGAAAGCCAGACCCACCAGCAACAGCAGCAGGGGCAGCAGGGGCAGGCACAAGCGCAACCUCAGCUGAUCGAGUAUACGUAUACGUAUUCGCGGAGGCCUACGUUGGCGGAUGUGUAUGAUGAGUGA